Mercenaria mercenaria is the source of this 1979-nucleotide messenger RNA. Its product is annotated as complement C1q-like protein 4. The record is from RefSeq and is a predicted model, not a curated record. The transcript is spliced from 4 exons. NCBI's taxonomy places the organism in Eukaryota, Metazoa, Mollusca, Bivalvia, Venerida, Veneridae. Bases 175 to 819 code for a protein of 214 amino acids. Gene Ontology annotation, molecular function: protein binding.
ACAAUAUCGGCAAUGCACGAGUUUAGUGCGUGAACAUGCCUCCAUCGCGUCAUCGGAAGACAGUACUUAAAAAGGAGAUAUAUACUGCAGACAUAUCAAUAUCAUUCAAACACUACUACAGCGUCUCCUCGCCAGAAAACAGUUCAACUGAAAGGUGGUGUACAUACAUACAGGAUGUGUUCAGUGAUAUUUCUGCUUGUAUUAGCCGCUUCUCCGGCGUUGAUAUCUACCAGACUGGUCAAUAGUUAUGACAACUUUCCAGAAGAGUCAAUUGACGCACGUGAAAAAACUUCACUAGGGCCAUAUUCCACCAUGGACGAUAAAACAGACACCACGGACGGUACAACAGAAGAGAAUCAGUUGAUAACUAGAAUAACUGCAUUGGAAGAAACGAUUAAACAUCUGGGUCACAAACCGGUUGCUUUUCACGCUGUGAGGGACGGUAACGAAUAUCCUCAUCUUGGAAUCAAUCAACACAUUGUAUUUGGUACAGUCUUACUUAACAUCGGGAAUGGAUACAGCGCCCACCAUGGCAUUUUUACUGCCCCCAAAGCUGGCUUGUAUAUAUUUUCGGCUUCUAUCUUAAGCUACAAUGGACCCAAGACAUCCUUGUUUGCUGCAGACAUCGUUAAGGGCGGGUACCUUCUUGCCAGGCUAUACGGUCAUGGAGUUAAUGGAUACCAUGACCAAGGAUCGGCUACAGUGGUCACCCAGUUAAAAGCUGGAGAACAAGUUUGGGUUCGGCAAGCCUGGCCUCCGAAUGAUUCGCUGUACGGAGGUCGUUAUACAACCUUUAGCGGGUCAUUGAUUAGUUUCUGAAAUCGACCCCGUAACUCUAUACAGUAAACCUCACUUAUAAGGAACUCGGAUAUAAGGAACACUCGGUUAUAAGGAACAGUUUUCAAUUCCCCGAUCUAAUUCCUUCUUUAUUCAAUGUAAAAAUCCUCGGUUAUAGGGAACUCGGUUAUAAGGAACACUCGGUUAUAAGGAACACUUUUUCCAGUCCCAAAGUACGAAAUUCAAUGGAAAACCCCUCGGUUACAGCGAACAGACAUAAAGAAUAAAAAAUAUUGAAAACCGAAAAUAGACAUGAGAAUCGCUGAUGACGUCAGAGUAACGUCGGCACUAUCACGCGCUUUCAUGCACAUGAAUAAACACAAAUUAUUUCAUUUCUAUGAUCUUUAGUUUGUUAAUUCACGGAUACGAUAAAAAAAAAUAUAUAUAAUAUCAUCAAAUUACCAAAUACUAGACGAUAGUAUAGACUAAUAUUGUACAAGUUUGACCUAUCAACCUGUUUUCAUCAUCGGAAGCCUUUUAUCUAGUUUUAAUAUCCAUGCAUUCUGUACACUGUUACAUCACAUCUGAUACAACUUAUAACAUAUAAGUAGUUACAGUUUCUCAAUAUUUAUACUUUUACUGUGUGCAUGUACAUAUAUAUAUAUAUAUAGUAUAUGUCUGCCCUGAUGAUUGUAGAUGAAACCGAUCGGUACAAAAAUAUAUAUAGAGGAAAACCCAUUGGAUGUUUUUCUUAUAUAUAUAUAUAUAUAUUUAUUUAUAUACUUGCACGGACCUUUGAGAGUUCACCUGAGGGGCAUGAGAAGUGUUUCAUAUAGAACAGUCCCGAUCAAACCUAGUCUACAAUUGUUUUGCUUAGUUGAAAUUUAUGCUUCCGAUGGAUGUUUUAGUAGAUGUUGCUAUUUUUUUCUGAUUUUCUAAAUGUAUUAUAUAUUUGUUUAUACUUACAAACCGCAAUAAAAAAAGAGAUCUUGAAUCUGAAAAAAAUGUAGUUUUGCGCAUAUGCUUAAGUCUUGUUUCACCUCUGUCGCAAAUUAAUGUAUCUGUGCAAAUCACCAGUACCGGUUAGUCUUCCGUCGUGCUGUUAUAUAACAGCAUUUUUGUACCGAACGAAAGCCGGUACCCAGACUACGGUACUCCUCUGACAGUCUAAACGUAAAUAUUUAUCAAAAUCAUAUUCUUUA